Messenger RNA from Macroventuria anomochaeta, 744 nucleotides. RefSeq lists its product as uncharacterized. The coding region runs from base 1 to 744 and encodes 247 amino acids. The record is from RefSeq and is a predicted model, not a curated record. NCBI's taxonomy places the organism in Eukaryota, Fungi, Ascomycota, Dothideomycetes, Pleosporales, Didymellaceae. The transcript has 3 exons.
AUGAAGUACAUCAACGCACUGCCCAUUGUUGCUGGCCUGGCCGCCGCCCAGAUGCAGGUCAUGAGUCUUGCGCCGGCGGCUGCAAGCGGACCAGCUACACAUACUGUUGUUGUCGGUGGCCUGACACCCGUCGCAACCGGCAUGGCUCCCGUCCUCGGAUACAGACCGGAAUCCAUCACUGCCAACGUAGGCGACGUCGUCGAAUUUCAGUUCAUGCAGAAGAACCACACAGCCACGCAGUCCACCUUCGCCGAGCCCUGCAAAGCCAUGGAUGGCGGCAAGGACUCGGGCUUCAUGCCCAACCCCGAGGGCAAGGCAGGCGUGACGUGGAACAUGACUGUCGAGACUACUGAUGCGAUAUGGAUGUACUGCAAACAAGCCCAAGGCGAACACUGCGGCAAAGGCAUGGUGUUCAGCAUCAACGCCAAACUCGACGGCGACAAGACAAUGGCGCAGUUCAAACAACUCGCUAUCAAAUCCAACGGCACCACACUCAAGGACUCGGCCAUCCAGUCUGUCGACCCCGCUGCCGCCGCCGCUCCCUCCACGGUGACAGUGCAGGCUGGUGGCGCCGUGGCUACGGCGUCAGGCAGCGGUGCACUGGCCAGCGCGACGGUUGUUGCCGGGCAGGGAACGGAUGGUGCGGGCCAGACUUGCACGUGCAGUUGCUUGUGCGGAAUGAAUUCUUUCCCGGCGAGUGCGGCGGUUAACAACUUUGGUGGGUUUGCUGGCAUGAUCGCAUAA